Molecule: messenger RNA, 3099 nt
Organism: Linnemannia hyalina
Lineage: Eukaryota; Fungi; Mortierellomycota; Mortierellomycetes; Mortierellales; Mortierellaceae
Source: the annotation of a GenBank genome assembly
AUGCCUCCAAAGAGGCGCGCUGCCGGAUCCGCCACCUCCACAAACACUGCUGCCGGUGAUGCUCCCACAACGAGUACAUCCACAACACCACCCAUGUCACCAACAACACGACAACGAAGGUCUUCAACAACAGUAACAGCACCAGACAAAGAUCUCACUACUAAUGCCCAGGACAACCGACCUGCCAAGAAGCUGCGUGCCUCUUCUGCCAAGAAAGCCACCCCUCGGCCUGUCCCAGAUGCAUCACUAGGACAAGACACAACAAACGCGACCGCAACAAUCAACCACAACACAACCGAGGGCACAACCAACGGCGAAUCAGUUCUUCCCAGCAUCGGCACCAACACAGACGCAAUUCUCGUCGUCCACCCGGCCAGCACAUCCACUGAACCAACAGCAACACCACCAACAGUACCAACAUCACCAGACGAAAAACCCCGUCGACCGUUCAAAGCUCGUGGCCCUCGAGGGCCCUACAAGCCACGGAAACCCAAACCGACCAACUCCCUGCCCCCACCACCCCCCGAAAGCGGUCUCAAACUUCUCAAGACCAGCAAUGAGCUCGCCUUCAAGGACUCACGUCCUUGGCAUGACUAUUUCCAAGACCGGAAUCCUACCUACAACAGUUCGACUUCGCUGUGGGAUUUCCCUUCGCCACCACCGAGGGUUGAUGUUUUAGCGCCCAAAGAACUCAACAAGAUGAUCAGCGAUGAUUAUGCGAGGAUGAAGCCUCUUCCUGGUGGCCCCAGCCUACGCACAAGUUCCACAACCAAAUCAGCAACUGCAAAGACGUCAGCAGUAGAAACGGGCACCCAGGAACAACAACAAACAACAUCUCCAAGCAAUAACGGUCAAGAGGAUAUACAGGCAGAACAACCUCAAGAACAUGACUCUGACGAGGAGACUCAGUCGGACGACGCAUCGGAUUCGGACGAUGACGAAGAUUCGGAUGACAACCGUCGUAGUCAAUCAGUCACCCCAGGGCCUUCCGGUAACGCAGAUGGCGCCGCGCCGAACAAGGUCGUUAAUAGCAAACGCCACAAGAAGGCCAAGAAGCACAGAGUCAGGAUCAAGUACAGCUUCCCUGCUCCAGUCCCACCCCUGGAGUAUCCUUACCUCCAGUCUGCCUUCCCAUAUGAGAAUCACCCAUCGCCAAAGCCGCAAGCCACAACUCAGCCGGAUUAUGGACAGCACUCGCAGCCUUUGCCGGAUGUUUGGCACCGACCUCAGAACGGUUUUGCCGUGGAGGAUUUGUUCUCGCAGGAGAAACUUGAUUACUCGAUCCGGAUGCUCAGGAAACAGCCCAUCGAGGCCCACCGGCUCCGCAUGGACCUCUACUUUCGUCGGGGGUUCCAAUUGGCAUCGAAGCAAGUACUGGAUCGGGCGCGAGUGGCAUACUACGGGAAGAACGACUACACGAACAAGCACUAUCUGCAGGUUCCCAGUCUCUAUAACGAAAUGGACGAAGCUCGACUGCGGUCGAGCGAGAGGAGUCGCAAGGAUGUCAACAUUCUGCGCAACCUGGACGCCGAUGGCAAAAUUGCUCUCCGGGGACAUUCACUUUUGCGCGCUAUCCCUUCCGCCUCUACUGCCAAGCCUCCAACCCUGGCGACGACAAGCACGGCAAGCGCGACAGGAGCGGCGACGACAGCAACAGCGGCACCACCCAUGUCUUCAGGAUCUCGAGUCAUAGGAGGUGCCUUUUCGUCAUUGGUGGCAUUGUCGUCAUCGGCACCUCCACCAGUGAGCCAAAGUACAGCGAGCACCCAAGUCGACGAAGCUUCAGAGGCAUUGGCGAGGGAUAAACUGGCAUACUACGAAGUGAACCAGUUCCUGGGAUCCAUGUUUUCUCACAGGAACCUCGGUAGCAAAGCGCAGGCUCUGAGCCCCAGAGCGUGCACGAUUCUUCGGACAUUGAUGAGUGGGCUGGAGAAGAAGGUAGUUUCAAUGGGCUGCGAGCUGCAGCGAGCAGAGUUGACAAAACGUCUGGCAGAGAUUGAUACCUUUUUGUCAAAGCGGCAUCGAGAGAUGAUUCGUGUCAGAGUGGGGAAAGCCAGGCGAGAGCGGCAGCGGGGGAGGGAAGAUUCCCAGCAGGCUGUCGCGACGGCAGCAGCCUCUUCUCCAGACUCGUCAUUGGCGUCAUCCUCCACACCUGUAUCCAUGUCACCAGCAGCAACAGCAAAAGGAACAGGAGCAGGAGAUUCAGCAGACCCGACGAGCCCGGCUACUUUUGCAGCCCUUGAGCGACGGUUCUACCCAAUUUGGGAUUGUGACCCAGGAGAGUACUACAUCCGAACGGCCACGUCCAACAACCCCAUGACACAUGUUUCCGCAUUAGCUUCGGCUAUUGAUGACCCUUUGGGUCAUCCUCCGGCAGAUAGGGAUGGGAGCCCUUUCCUCCCUCCUGCAGCAGACAGUGGUACAAUGACUACAGCAACGACCGCGACGGCAACGACGGAGGAGAGUGGGUGGCCGUUUAUCAGCAACCCGCUCAGGAUCCCGGAGGAGAUGGAGCCCUUCUGGAAGGUAAGGAACUAUCUGGAACGCUUGCCGCCGUCAUCAUCCGUAUCAUCAACCCCAGCAGUAGCAGCACCUUCUGCGACUAUUGUGAUUGAAGGAAGCUCUAAUAUCGAGCAGAUCCAUCAAGCGCGGCUGGAUCUUUCUACACCUGAACCCUCCACAUCUACAUCCUCGUCGACGUCGCCGUUGUCGGCGUCAACAAUGACGACGACUGCUGUCGGUAGCAGGAACUCAGAGAUUGAGUUACUUCGUCACGCGCAGCAGGCUAUUGCUUCUGCUACCAGAGUGGCACCCCCUCUUUUUUCUUCUUCCUCUAUCGCCAUGUCCUCGACUUCCUCGACGACUGCAGCGAGGGUGACGGGCAUGACCUCGGAGAUUGAGCUCCUCCGCCUCGCUCAGCAGGACCUUGCUCGCGCUGGGGCUGCUGCCCAAAUGGCACCUACUUUUCAUCCUUCCUCCACUGUCGCUUUGUCUUUGUCUUCGACCUCAGCAACUACUCCGAGUGUGAUGAGCAUGACCUCGGAGAUUGAGCGCCUCCGUCUUGCACAGCAGGAGCUCGCUCGUGCUGGAGGGAAUUAA